Letharia columbiana is the source of this 969-nucleotide messenger RNA. RefSeq lists its product as uncharacterized. The coding region runs from base 1 to 969 and encodes 322 amino acids. NCBI's taxonomy places the organism in Eukaryota, Fungi, Ascomycota, Lecanoromycetes, Lecanorales, Parmeliaceae. The transcript has 3 exons. The record is from RefSeq and is a predicted model, not a curated record.
AUGGCCCUCACUCGAUCAUUCACCUUCCCUCUGUCCCACACUGAAGAGAGCUCCCGGACACCACCCUUUUCCCUCAAUCACGAGGACGUCGGAAGGCUACUGUCAUGCAGAGCUUUUCAAGCCAUUCGUGGCUUCCUAACAAGCCGACACGGUGAUAGUUUUUGUCUGCAUCACCAGCCAACCAGCAAAGCACACGAAGAAGCAUGGCUGUUGCAGCGCGACAUCACUUACGCUUUGAUCCUCCCUCUACUCGAGAUUCAACGCUAUGCUACUCAGCUAGCCAUAUCCAUGCUAGGAGAUCGCAACAUAUUUGACCUAGAGUUGGUCUUUCGUGGGGAGGCUCGGGGAGCCUUCGCGUGGCUACAGUGCUUCAUCGCAGAAGAGGAGGAAUGGUGCUCCGUACAAGGCUGUCCAGCGUGCGUUGUCAGCCACGUCCUAGAGGCUGAGCCGACCAUCAGGAUUAUCGUCACCGCAUGUCGGCUCGCGUCCUCACUCCGGAGGGUUAGUGAUCCGACGCCAGGUGAAGAUCCGAGCUCCCUUCCCGUCUUUGACUUCUGGCUUUCCUCCUUACGGACGGCUUUGGACGAGGACCCUUUCUGGGGACCGGAUAUUUGGAAAGAGCUUGAGCCCCGGGCAUCGAAUCUUGAGAAUGGUCUUCAUCAAAUGGUACGCCAGUGCAUCGAGUUCGAAGAGAUGCAAGCCACUAAGACCGUUCGGCAACCCGAGCUUGCUCCAAUCUCGGCUUCCGUGGGGGCUGCGGUACUGCCUGCCAAGUUAGCAACGUACAGAUCAGAUGGCAAGCGAAUGGUCUUCAUUGGUGAGGAGAGCAGCUGGAUGCAAAAGAUUGUGCUGGGCUGCUUGACCACCCUCCUUGCGGAUAUGGCGAACGUGGGGCGGACGCCCGGCGUUGCCGCUACAUUACAUGCGACGGCCGUCAUAUCGCCUCUAUCACAGCCUCUGAGCUCAUAA